This is a messenger RNA of Lucilia sericata (common green bottle fly), 667 nucleotides long. RefSeq lists its product as uncharacterized. The coding region runs from base 116 to 667 and encodes 183 amino acids. Lineage: Eukaryota; Metazoa; Arthropoda; Insecta; Diptera; Calliphoridae. The record is from RefSeq and is a predicted model, not a curated record. The transcript has 3 exons.
AAUUAAUAUUUAAAAAACAAUUGCUCAAGCUUUUAAAUCACCUCAUCAAAAUAUUUAUUAAAAAAAUAUAAAUAAAAUUCCAAUGAACACUAAUUAUUUGUAAUAAUUUCUGGCCAUGCUUCACUUCAUAAAAUUUAUCGGAUUAUUUUUACUAAUUUGCACACAAUGUAUAAAUUUAAUUUCAACAAAACCUUCACGAUCAUAUAUAAAAAUAACAAAAUUUGUGUGUGAAACCGUCGAUACAAGUUUCAUAGAAUUUCCGAUUUGUGAUUUGAGUCGAAUUAGAGGAAAUGUUAUGGCGCUGAAUAUGUACGGAAAAUUAAAUAUGAAAAAUGUGGAAAAUAUAACGAUUAUUGCCAAACUUUUUCGCAAAACCAAUAAUAAAUUUCGUCCAUUUUUGUAUGAUGAUGUUAUUGAUUAUUGUGAUUUUCAUCUUAAUGCUAAACGUCAUGUUUUCUGGAAUUUAUUGUAUAGAAAUUUGGGCAAAUUUUCCAAUAUGAAUCAUUCGUGUCCCUAUAAUCACGAUUUGAUUAUACGAAAUUUAACAUUUGAUAUCAGUAAUCUAAAAGUUGUACCAAUACCUCGUGGUGAAUACAUGAUACAAUAUAAAUAUGUGGUCUGGUCCAUUUAUCGUUGUCAGUUAAUGGCUUAUGCUACUCGUUCCUGA